UAAUGAAGAUUUGUUAAUUAUUACGAAAUAGAGUACUCUUUUUCAAUUGUGAUAUAUAAACUGUCUUUAACAAUCCUAAACACAUGUAUAAUCCAGGAUAAACAAUAUAAUGUGCUUAAUUAAUGAAUGAAGUAUGUUAUCAAUGAUAAAAAUAUAGGCAGCAGGCAUAUUAAAUAUACCAGUUGUUUAUACAGAAUAAAAUGUAAAAGCUUUUGGAUCAACAAUCCCUGAGGUUAAGGCAACAAUUCCACCAAAUAGUCAUUAUUUUGAAAAACAUACAUUUUCAAUGUACAAUGAAGAUGGAAAGAAAGUUUUAUCUUAAUAUCCUGAUAAGAAUUAAGUUGUUAUAUAUGGUUGGGAAGCACAUGUAUGUGUUUAACAAACUUGUUUGGAUUUAGUUAGAAAUGGUAGUAAAAUUAAGAUAUACACUAGGCUAUUAAGUUCAUAUCUUAACAGAUGGAACAUCAAGCAAUAGACCACUUUAUAGAUCAACAUGUUAUUAACGAUUAGCUUAAUAGGGAGUGGUAAUAGAUAAUUCACAAUCAGUUUUAUAUGAAUUAUUAUAGUCAUAUAAAGAUGAAAAGUUCAAACCAAUUUUAAGUUUAUUCAAGAAAUAUAAAUAUGAAGAGGUUUUUACAACAUUAUGA
Molecule: messenger RNA, 647 nt
Organism: Paramecium pentaurelia
Lineage: Eukaryota; Ciliophora; Oligohymenophorea; Peniculida; Parameciidae
Source: the annotation of a GenBank genome assembly